AUGGACAGAGUGGAGAGGGUGAUGAAGCUCGUGAAGAGGAUGUCCCCGAGGAGGCGGAACAGGGGAGGAUUAGGAGCAGGAGGGGGAGAGAUAGAGAGCCCCGACAACCUGUGCGAUGAACUCUGUCCUUUCAGCCUCUGCAUCAGCGAUGAUGGGCCCUAUGGAAAGACCAAGGAGCUCUCUGGACCAGAUAACACCGUGGCCUCUAGAAGACACAGUAUACCAGAAGCACUGCGGGGGGUGACCAUGGUGGAGCUUGUGAAAAAAGAAGGGAGCACGCUUGGCCUCACCAUCUCAGGAGGAACAGACAAGGAUGGAAAACCAAGGGUAUCGAACCUACGACCUGGAGGACUUGCUGCCCGGAGCGACCAGCUGAACAUCGGUGACUACAUCAAGUCGGUGAACGGCAUCAAUCUGACCAAGCUGCGCCAUGAGGAGAUCAUCAGUUUACUGAAGAACGUAGGAGAGAGAGUCUUGCUGGAGGUGGAGUACGAACUGCCACCUACAGCACCAGACAGUACCUCAGGGGUUAUAUCAAAGACAAUCGACAUCUGUUUGCACAAAGAGGGGUGCAGCUUCGGUUUUGUCAUGAGAGGUGGCUCCCAUGAAGACUGGCACAAGUCACGCCCCUUGGUAAUCACUUACGUUAGGCCGGGAGGACCUGCGGACAGGGAGGGCACUCUGCGUCCAGGUGACCGUUUGCUGAGUGUAGACGGUGUGCCCCUGCACAGUGCCAGCCACAGUGAUGCCCUCACUGUGUUGGCACAGAGUGGCCAGGAAGCCCUGUUCCAGAUAGAGUAUGAUGUUGCUAUCAUGGAUACCGUGGCAAACGCGUCAGGCCCACUACUGGUGGAGAUUGCAAAAUCACCAGGGGCAACACUAGGUAUCACACUGACGCAAACCAAUCACAGGAACAAGCAGGUCAUCGUCAUCGACCGAAUAAAACCAGCCAGCGUGGUAGACAGGUGUGGUGCACUGCAUGUGGGGGACCACCUGCUGUCCAUAGAUGGGACAUCAACAGAGCACUGUACAGUCCUGGAGGCUACACAGCUAUUGGCCAGCACCUCUGAGCUGGUAAAACUGGAGAUCCUACCAUCACAUCACACAAGGCUAGCCGGGAAGCAACAUGACACUGUGAAGGUCCAGAAGUCAGACCACCCUCACUCAUGGGACCCCUGUGUCAACUACUGCCAAGUGCCCAACUCCUCCCUCUGCAACACAAGCUCCACUCUCAACAAGUCCUGGACCAUCUCCAACAACAACACAAUUAACAGCCUAGACUAUUGCAAAUCCCUAGUGGCAACCACGUUUUCCCCUGCCUCUACCACCACGUCAGGUCCCAGCAGCCAGAGUUCCAGCACCUUGCCCAGGACCACGGUUCCCAUGAGCCCCCGCAACUCCCUCCUAAAACGAAGGCAGAGGAAGAAAGAGCACAAGAGUUCCUUGUCUCUGGCAUCCAGCUCAGUGGGUCCUGGUGGUCAAGUGGUUCAUGUUGAGACCAGCGAGGUCAUUUUAAGAGGGGAUCCACUCAAUGGGUUUGGCGUUCAACUGCAGGGAGGGAUAUUUGCCACAGAAACUCUGUCUGCCCCACCGCUCAUCCGUUUCAUAGAGCCUGACAGUUCAGCUGAGAGGUGUGGCCUGCUGCAGGUAGGGGACCGCCUACUGUCAAUCAAUGGAAUACCCACGGAGGACGGAACGCUAGAGGAGGCCAAUCAGCUUCUCAGAGAUGCCGCGCUGACCAAUAAGGUCACACUGGAGAUUGAGUUCGAUGUGGCAGAGUCAGUGGUGCCAAGUAGUGGAACGUUCCAUGUCAAACUACCUAAGAAGAGAGGAGUUGAACUUGGGCUCACUAUCAGUGCCAGUAAGAAACCAGGAGAGCCCCUUAUCAUCUCUGACAUCAAGAAGGCCAGCAUGGCACAUAGAACGGGUACCUUGGAGCCAGGUGAUAAACUUUUGGCUAUAGACAACAUCAGGCUGGAGAACUGCUCCAAAGAAGACGCAGAACAGAUUCUGCAGCAGUGUGAAGAUCUGGUCAAACUAAAGAUACGCAAAGAUGAGGACAACUCAGAUGAACAGGAAACAUCAGGCAGCAUUAUCUACACAGUGGAGUUGAGGCGAUAUGGUGGCCCUCUCGGUAUCACUAUCUCAGGCACUGAGGAGCCCUUCGACCCCAUAACUAUAUCUGGGCUCACCAAAAGAGGGCUUGCUGAGAGGACUGGGGCGAUACAUGUGGGGGACCGUAUCCUGGCUAUCAACAGUGUGAGCUUAAAGGGCAAGCCGCUGAGCGAGGCCAUUCACCUGCUGCAGAUGGCUGGCGAGACCGUCACCCUCAAGAUCAAAAAACAGCUGGACAAUGCAGAGGACAGGAAGACUGUUGAGGGAGAGGACACAACAGAGAACGACCUCAGUGACCCGGAAGAGGACGAUUUGACAGACAGCCAGCAGACCAAUAAGCUGUCAGAGUUUUACUCCACCACCAUCCCCAGCGUGGACUCAGCCAUGGAGUCAUGGGACGGCUCAGGGCUGGACGCAGGCUACGGUAGCCAGGGUACUUACAGCCACCAGGCGGCUGGUGUUGCCCUUCACCCCCAUGAAUGGAGAAGUGUCAAACAACGGAGCACCACGCCCCCUCCUGGACGCCGGAAGAAUUACCCCUUUAGUGACGGGGGCUUCAGUGAGGACGACUGGGAUAAAGUACCAGGUUAUGGCAGCCAGCAACCAGAUGGUGUUCUGUUGGAUCCAGAUGACAGUUUGUGGUGUCAGGCCCUUGAGGACCUGGAGACCUGUGGCCAGUCGGAGCUUCUCAGAGAGAUAGAGGCGUCCAUAAUGACAGGUACAGCCAUCAGUUUGGGUGUAGAUGGAGUCAAUAAGCCCACUGCUGAGCCCAUACUGUCUCACGGUAGAAUGAGCCCACUUCAAAGGAACUCUCUCCUGCACCAGGGGACCCUCCUCCACCAGGGGACCCACCUUCACCAGGGGACCCACCGCCACCAGGGGACCCACCUGCAUGAGAAUACCCGUUCCCCUCUUCUCCACCAGGAACCCAAGUCUAAGGCCUCACUACGAGUGUCGGAGAGAACAUGGGAGUCUCGUAGGAUCAAAGAGGAGAUGCAGGAGAUUCUGUCUCCUACGCCUCUGGAGCUGCACAAGGUAACAGUGAUAAAAGACCCAGAAAGUGAUGACUUUGGCUUCAGUGUGUCAGAUGGUUUUCUGGAGAAAGGUGUUUACGUCAACAUGAUACGGACCGACGGUCCGGCCGACCGAGCCGGCCUCAAACCCUAUGACCGGAUUCUCCAGGUGAACCAUGUGCGGACACGGGACUUUGACUGUUGUCUGGCCGUGCCGCUGAUCACAGAGGCUGGAGACCGACUAGAGUUAGUCAUCAGCCGCAACCCACUGGCCCACGCUGAAACAGAAGAUAACAACAAUAAUAUAGACCAGUUAGACCUCUAA
Molecule: messenger RNA, 3453 nt
Organism: Lampris incognitus (smalleye Pacific opah)
Lineage: Eukaryota; Metazoa; Chordata; Actinopteri; Lampriformes; Lampridae
Product: glutamate receptor-interacting protein 2-like
Exons: 25
Coding region: 1-3453 (1150 amino acids)
Biological process (GO): neurotransmitter receptor transport, endosome to postsynaptic membrane
Molecular function (GO): protein binding
Source: RefSeq, a predicted model, not a curated record